UCAAAUGGUAGCUCUGGUAGUGUGAGCACAUCGCCUUUUUCAAUGUUUAUAAAGGCGGUAGUUGAUAACUCGGAAAUUACGAGAAAAAACUCAGAAACAAUGGUUCGAUUUAUAAAAGAAUUUAGUAGAACUGAUCAUGAGACAACUUCCAUAACACGGGCAAAAGCUUACCAGAGCACCGUGUUUGACGAUGUUGAUGUGGAAUAUUUUCUCAGCAAGAAUAAUACUCACCUUGGUUCCUUUCAGCAAAAUGGAACAGUUAAUACUUACCUGCGAAGAAAUAGUGUACCAACUGACACAGAAGAUGAUGUCCAGGAAUGGUUUAAUGGACUAAUGGAGAACCUCCCAAAUUUCUCAAAGAAAAUCGCUAUAAGAGAUACACACACUAAUAUAUACUUUAGUGGAUAUAAGCCGGAUAUCAGUGUCUUUAUAGAAGAUGAUAUUAUAAACGAUGUGUAUCUUACCAUGUUUGUACAAACGCUUUUGGAGGUGAAAAAAAGGAAGAGUUUCUCUAAUUUGCUUGAUGAAGACAAGGGUCAGGUGUUGAAUUAUAUUCGUAUCCUUAUCCGUCAACAGCCAUUGCGAGAGCUUUUUGCAGUAUUUCUUUCAGACGGGUUUUACUUUUAUGUAAUGGCUUAUGAUAGGAGAACUAAACGGUAUAGUGAGCAUACGACCAAUUUAAAGACUGGCUUACGCCUUUUUUGGGUGUUGAUCAAUUACAGCUCGCCUUUUACAACGAUGGUUGGACCUAAGUCUAUUGAUUUCAAACCGUCGCAGGGAGAUUUUACAAGAAUACGCUUAAGAGAAUAUUUGGGUGCGGGUUCAUCUUCAAGCGUGUAUAAAAUUGACUGGGAAAAUGCUUCAUCUGCCAUAAAGAUUUUUAAUAAUGGCUAUGAUCUGAGUAAUGAAGUGAAUGCAUUAAAUUUCUUGAAUAAGGGUAAUUUCCCGAAUGUUCCAACAUACAUUGCACAUGAUGACAACUCAAUAAUUAUUCGCCCAGUCUGUGAACGAUUUGGUAAUAGGUUCCAAGUAUCUCACGCUUUACAACUUCUUCAACUUCUAGUGCUCAUUCAUAGGGAGCAAAUUUGUCAUCGAGAUGUGCGUCCCGAAAACAUUUUAUUAGAUAAUGAUAACAACAGACUUGUACUUGUUGACUGGGGAUCAGCAAUUCGAAUCACGAAUCAUAAUCAAAUAUACACGUAUGAAGGAACAACCACAUUUGCAUCACCAAAUAUUCUAGAAGAAAAUUUUGGUCCUUAUGUACCUAGUGUAUCCGAUGAUUUACAUUCCUUCGUGUGUACGAUGUAUAUCUUACGUAACCCAUCAGAAAUGCCAGCUAUUUCCGAGAGGGAUUUGUCAUCAAAAGCACGAGUAAUUAAAGAGUACUGGAACGAUAAACUGGAAGGUCCACUUUGGGCAGAGAUGAUAAAUGCAUCAGCCGAUAAAAAUUAUAAUUUGCUAAAGAAAUUUAAGAAAUUAAUUAAGUUAUUCUCACUUGAGCUUUUUAAUGGUAUUGAUAAAUCAGAAAUAGCACGAAUUAGAUCUUUUGCCACGAGGUUUAUUUUAAAUUUGUCUGAUAGUAAUGUUGACCGUGUCAUUGCUGGAGUCUUGAGAGCAGAACCAGAUAAUUUAGUAUUUAACCAUUUAACCCCAACCGG
Scutellospora calospora is the source of this 1658-nucleotide messenger RNA. The record is from the annotation of a GenBank genome assembly. Lineage: Eukaryota; Fungi; Glomeromycota; Glomeromycetes; Diversisporales; Gigasporaceae.